UUCUCCCAACCCUCUCCAGGUGCUAACUAAGAGGCCGGAGGAGACGGCGGUGGAAGAAAGAUGGCCUAGUGUAGUCUAAGUGUCCGGGAAAUCGGCAACCCAAUAAAAGAAUAAUCUUUGAAAAUCACGUUCGCUUCCUUUCCCACCCCAGGUCGCUGAGCCGCGAUCCAGGAGGGGUGGAGAAGAGUGGGUAGGGCACCGGAGGAAGAAAUCUCGCGAUAUGAGACCGGCCGGGGCGGGGGUGGCACCUCUUCCCUCCUCCUCCUCCUCGCGUUAGUUCCGGUAGCAGAGGAGACACCGCCGCAGUUGCUGCCACCUCCGGGGUUUCUGGCUCUUUUCUCAUCGCCUUAAAUUCGGGUGUCUUUUAUGAAUAAUCAAAAGCAGCAAAAGCCAACGCUAUCAGGCCAGCGUUUUAAAACCAGAAAAAGAGAUGAAAAAGAGAGGUUUGACCCUACUCAGUUUCAAGACUGCAUUAUUCAAGGCUUAACUGAAACUGGUACUGAUUUGGAAGCAGUAGCAAAGUUUCUUGAUGCUUCUGGAGCAAAACUUGAUUACCGACGAUAUGCAGAAACACUCUUUGACAUUCUGGUGGCUGGCGGAAUGCUGGCCCCAGGUGGUACACUGGCAGAUGACAUGAUGCGUACAGAUGUCUGUGUGUUUGCAGCACAAGAAGACCUAGAGACCAUGCAAGCAUUUGCUCAGGUUUUUAACAAGUUAAUCAGGCGCUACAAAUACCUGGAGAAAGGUUUCGAAGAUGAAGUUAAAAAGCUGCUGCUGUUCUUAAAGGGUUUUUCAGAGUCGGAAAGGAACAAGCUGGCUAUGUUGACUGGUGUUCUUCUGGCUAAUGGAACACUUAAUGCAUCCAUCCUUAAUAGCCUUUACAAUGAGAAUUUGGUUAAAGAAGGGGUUUCAGCAGCUUUUGCUGUAAAGCUCUUUAAAUCAUGGAUAAAUGAAAAAGAUAUCAAUGCAGUAGCUGCAAGUCUUCGGAAAGUGAGCAUGGAUAACAGACUGAUGGAACUUUUUCCUGCCAAUAAACAAAGCGUUGAACACUUCACAAAGUAUUUUACUGAGGCAGGCUUGAAAGAGCUUUCAGAAUAUGUUCGGAAUCAGCAAACCAUAGGAGCUCGUAAGGAACUCCAGAAAGAACUUCAAGAACAGAUGUCCCGUGGUGAUCCAUUUAAGGAUAUAAUUUUGUAUGUCAAGGAAGAAAUGAAAAAAAACAACAUCCCAGAACCCGUUGUCAUUGGAAUAGUAUGGUCCAGCGUAAUGAGCACCGUGGAAUGGAACAAAAAAGAGGAGCUUGUAGCAGAGCAAGCCAUCAAGCACUUGAAGCAAUACAGCCCUCUACUUGCUGCCUUUACAACUCAAGGUCAGUCUGAGCUGACUCUGUUACUGAAGAUUCAGGAGUACUGCUAUGACAACAUUCAUUUCAUGAAAGCCUUCCAGAAAAUAGUGGUGCUUUUUUAUAAAGCUGAAGUUCUGAGUGAAGAACCCAUUCUGAAGUGGUAUAAAGAUGCACACGUGGCCAAGGGGAAGAGUGUCUUCCUUGAGCAGAUGAAAAAGUUUGUAGAGUGGCUCAAAAAUGCUGAAGAAGAAUCUGAGUCUGAAGCUGAAGAAGGUGACUGAAUUUUGAAACUACACCCUCAGUAAAGCAAACAGGAGUUGUAGAUAAAAUGUCAUGUCUCAUGUGUCCUGGUUCUUACAUCUUCCUACCUCCCUAUAUCAAGCAUGAUAUAAGGGCUUUCAUGGCAAAUUUUAUUUUAACUGUUUCUAUGGUUACUGGAAAUGUUGGAUUUAGUUUCUAAAACCAUGUUUUAAGUAGCUACAGGAGCUAUAGAUUUGAAUCUGAUGUUGCAUUAGUCUUUUCAGUUAUCUUCUACCUCCUGUAUUUUCUACUGUAAUAAUGUAAUUUAAGGCCUUCCACAAUGAACAGUUCACUUUAUUCCCUGGGUUUUCUAUAUAAACAGUUUACAAGAUAUGAUUUGGUUAAAAAUAAUUUGUUAUAUAAAAAUUCUGUUUGCAAAUUAAACUGUAAAAGUAUCCAGUGUCUCAGAAGGCAAUGAUUUGUGUGAUAAUUUGAUAUGCCCAAAGCCCUGCUCAUCAAUGAAAACUCAUAUACAGUAAUUGAAUUCAUUAACAUGAAUCUUGAGUAUUUGGGCCAUUGCUUCCAUGUUAACAUUUUCUUGGCAUUUUUAGCCCCAGAUGUACUUGAGCUCAAUUGUCUGCUCUCUGAUUUUUAUUCCCUAAAAUGAAGCCAUGGGGAACAAACUUAAAAGUGGGGUAUUUGGGAAAUUAUAUGUGGCAAUGGUAGUGGGAAGAAAAAAAUGGAGCUUUUUCCCAUUGAGAAACUUCUGCAAUCAGUUUGUUUGUUUCCACACAGAACAAAUGAAUAUUCUUUCCACAAAACCAUUUUCAAAUAUACCUUGGAAAAAGCCUUGUCACUUAAAGUAUUUUACACUUAUCCUGCACUUAGAUUCGUGAGAAAGGACUAAAAAUAGUGCGAGUAAAGCAAAUGACUGUACUAAACCCAGAAAAUUGUUGAAAGAAAAAUGAUCAGCAUGUUCUAAUUGGGACUCCAAAUAUAACUCAAUAUUGCCUGUUGGCUUCGCAUAUUUGUUGUAAAGAGUAAAGUGCAGUGAUAAUGAUGUAUUCCUACUUGGUCAUAGUGGACCAGCUUCAUUCUCUUCACAGGUUCAUUUAUGACUCAAUUAUCUGGCUAUUAACUUAACCUAGUUGCCAGUUUUUUAAAUUGCCAUGAGCCAAAUAUCUCUUCUAUACAGUUGAUCCAUUUAUUUUAAUGGCUGCCUUUUUAAUUUCCAUCUUUUCUUGCUGCUACCUGUCUUUAUAUGUAGUCAUUAGAAAACAAAGUGUGGUCACGCUUUUUGCUGCAAAGAUUUCAUGUUGAAAGUAAACACUUCGAAAGUUUUUUGACUGGUGAAAGAAACGAGCUUGGAAUAAUGCCACGAGAGACUUGAGUGGGAAUUGCCUUUCUCAAAGGUGCCAUUCUUAUGAGCCAAGAAUUUGUGUUUAGAAGUUUAUCUUGAGGGAAUAACAUGUAAUAUAGUUUGAAAUAAAGGUAUAACCUUACGAAGAAGAGCAUUAUAAUUGAUACCAUUGUGAAGGGGGUGAAAUUGUUAAAUGAAUGACUUUUGAUAAAGCUUUCAUGCACAGGCAAAAUGUAUUCACUAGGUUUCUACAUAGUGAUCUGCUUUUACUUUGUAAUUUGUAGUUCUCAAAAGACUUUUUUUAAAAAAUAAAGUCUAUCCUUACACUUAGGUUUAUAUAGGUCAGUCUUCUUCUUUUUUUUUUUUUUUUUUUUUAAUUUUUUUGUAAAUUCCAUGCUGAUACCUAGUGGUAAAUAUGUUAAUGGUCAGAUAUAUCUACUGUGUAAGCAUUAAAUAAUUGCUCUUUUCAUCCUUAUGACUCCCAACUUCACAGAAUUCUGAUGUAGCAGAAAUUACAUUAACAUUUCUACAACCAAACCAUUGCAUGUUACUGCAGUACAGAGUGUACCUUGUUUAUUAUAUACUGUGUAUAGUGAACGUGUGUGUAGUUUUCCAGAAAACUACAUGAUGAUCCUUGUCUGAUCAGUUUUUCCUUCAUAAUGACAAAGUAGUGUUUACUUACUACAAUAUUAACAGUAAGUGGAUGUCACCUAUGACAGUAUAGUGUAAAGAAAGGGAAUGCUUUCUAAAAAGACUUAGCAGAUUUUCAUUCUGAAUUUUAAGUGGCAAUUUUGAGUCUCAGCUGCCAGUGCCAACCUCAAAUAUGUAAAUAUAGAUGUUAAGAUUGUACUUGUAAUCAUGAUCCGAUAAAUGUUCAUUGAUUUUCCUAACUUGGUGUCAGUUUCUAAGGAUAAGUCUCCUCUUAGAUACCAUAAUUAAAUGUGUGCUUAGAGCUGAUUAAAUUUCUUAACCUUAAUUAUUCUGGGAGUAUUGUCCUAGAGACAUUUAUUAGAUUCUUAGGAAAAUUCCACAUGCCACAGGAUAUUUUAACACAGCAUAGUGAUGGUGGGGAGAAGAAAUGCUUGUGACUGAGAUUUAUUUCCAUUUCAAUUUUUUAAGGCUUUUUUCUCAUCAACCCUAUCCCUAAAGCCUUUUAAACUUUUUUACCAGUGCAUUUUUUUUGGCCACACUACAUGGCUUCCAGGGUCUUAGUUCCCCAACCAGGAUUUGAACCUGUGCCCUCAGCAUUGAAAACAUGGAGUCCUAACCACUGGGCCACCAGGGAAUUGCCCCAAUGAGUUUUAGUAUCACAGAUACGCUGUAUAUGUAUUGUAUCUGGUUUUUACAUGAAAAGAGUAAGGGGGUUUGGAGGUCCUAUUUGGGGGUGACACCCACUCCCAUUUGAGAAAUCAUACCCUAAUAUAUUUUUUAAGGGGAGGACCACCUAGUGGUAGACAUUUGCAUUGGCAGACAUAUCUUUAUGUGUGUCCAAAUCCUGGAGCAGUAUUGUUUUCUGCCAGAGUCAGUAGAAAAUAGCAGACCUUUGUUUUCUGCCAGUCACCAUCAUUUAACAGCUGUGCUUUACACCCUUCCUGCCACAGGUAUGAGACAAUUCCCAGUGGCUUUGGACAUCUUGAUAGAUUCUUUCUUGAUUUAGAAAUGUAUUCAUAAUUAGAAUCAUUCAGGUUCCUUCUUAUCUAUAAAAAUCAGUUAAAAUCCUAGGUGAAUGAUUUAAUUAAAGUAGGUUAUAACACUUUGAUAAAUGGCAUUGAAAUUUUACCAGUGAGUCUACAGUCACACCCAGGUAAGCUGCUUGCAGGAACUGAUAGAACUAUUAUUGGCUGGUUGAAAAUGUAGCAUAGAUGCCAAAGUUUUAGUGUACUUUAUUAAUACCUAGACUACUGAAUUACCUUUGUAAAAAUUUCCUCCAAUGCUAUUUACAGGUGCCACAUAAAACAGGCUAUUGCAUUUCUGUGACAAUUCUAGUAAACUGCCUUGCUGUGAUCUUUCAUGUAAAAUAUUAGUGCUGUAGUAUUGAUAAAGAGUAUGUCUAUUCACCAGCCUACUGAGGCCUAAAGGUUUCACAUAUAAUUAUUAAGAAAUAUGUUUUUUUUUAUUAUUAAGAAAUAUGUUUUUAAGGUGGCUUUAUAUAAGUGGGAUCUAGAAAAUAAGUACUUUUGACUUCAAAAUAAUGAAUUUAUAAUUGGCCUCUGCCUAAAAAAACUUGAAUUGCAGUGGAUUUGUACUUAAACACAAUCUUGCAUAAUUGUAUGAAAUUUGGUUUGGAUCAGAAAGAUUUCCAAACUCCUUUCCCUCUCUACUUUUUUUCCCUUCUAUUUAACUAUUGGCUAUUAGCCACCAUACCAAAUCCAGUCGUUUUAAUUUUCCAAUGCACUUAUAAUCCUUUUAUCUUUAUUCCAAGAUUAUAAUUUCACCUCUUAAUGAAUUGAAAAAAGGGUGAGAAUAUUUUACAAAUUCACUCAAUUGCUGUCAAGUUAUUAAUAUUAACUCAGUUAACCUUAAAGUAAAGGCUUCAACUGCUUGUGGCCUGCUCUAGUACCCUAGAGGAGACAAUGGCAACAAAUCUGUUCAGUCCUUUGCUUUGUAGACUUUAUCGAGAGGGACCAACAUCUCAUUAAACUGUGAUACAAUUAGAAUGUUGAUAGUUGUAUUAGUGUAGGUCUGCAAACUAUGCAUUCAAUAUGUAUAAUGAAUUUGGGGUGCUACAAAGUUAUCAAAUAUAAUUGAGUUGUUUCAUUUCAGGGAAUUUCCAGUGUAAUAACCAUUUUAAAAUAUCUUAGGAUGAAAAUAGUUUAAACCAUUUUUUUUUAAAGCUGAACUCCUGAAGGCUGUGCUUCAAGUUGACUUAGAGGUAAACAUUGGGGAAAUACAGACUGAAGAAUACUCUAACAUUCUCUGCAUCUUAAGAAUAAAAUAUUAUCUCUGUAAGUACACUUUAUUUCCAUUCUAGUUAGGACUAAUGGAUCCUGGCAUGGCAAGUAGCUGAAGAAUGGAGAAAACGGGAUAGCUGAUAAUCCAGAUAGUUCUUGACACUCUGAACAACCUCAAGUACAGCCGUUCAAGCCAGUAAUUACAUUGCUGCAUUAUUUGUGUUUAACUGUGAAAUUUGCUUCUUGCCUGUACCCCUGAAAUUGAAUAAAAUUUCAUGAACUCCUUA
Odocoileus virginianus texanus is the source of this 6123-nucleotide messenger RNA. NCBI's taxonomy places the organism in Eukaryota, Metazoa, Chordata, Mammalia, Artiodactyla, Cervidae. The record is from RefSeq and is a predicted model, not a curated record.